AUUUCCUUAUCCGGGGUUCCUUCUGGAUGUGCGCCAUUGGCCGACUGUAGUCACGUGGUGUCUUAACUUUGUUCACUUGACAGAAAAGUAGGAGGGUUCAACGGAACAGGAAUAACCGAAGAGUAAAGGGAUGAGAUAUAAAUUUUAGUUAUAUAUUUUCCAAGUAGGUGCAGUUCCACAAAAAGACAGAAAUUAAUGGCCAUGAGCUCCUAUUUGAUCAACUCCAACUAUGUGGACCCCAAGUUUCCACCUUGCGAGGAAUACUCACAGAGUGACUAUUUGCCCAGUCACUCUCCGGAUUAUUACAGCUCCCAGAGAGAGGAGCCUGCUCCCUUCCAGCCGGACUCUCUUUACCACCACCAUCAGCACCACCCGCACCAGAACCACAGCCAGCAGCAGCGAGCCGAGCCUCCAUACACACAGUGCCAGCGUGGAUCGCAGACCGCUUCGGUGGUGAUGUCCCCACGAGGUCAUGUCGUCGCCCCGACCGGACUGCAGACCACUCCACUCCCGGAGCAGAGCCACCGCUGUGAUUCCGUGACACCGAGCCCGCCUCCACCUCCGUCUUGCGGUCAAACACCCCACAGCCAAAGCAGUUCUUCCCCAACAAGCACUCGUAAGGACCCCGUAGUGUACCCGUGGAUGAAGAAAGUUCAUGUAAACAUCGUAAGUUCAAACUACACUGGGGGUGAGCCGAAGCGCUCGCGAACGGCCUACACGCGCCAGCAGGUUCUAGAGCUCGAGAAGGAGUUCCACUACAACCGGUACUUGACGCGCAGGCGCAGGGUGGAGAUUGCGCAUACGCUGUGUCUGUCGGAACGGCAGAUCAAAAUCUGGUUCCAGAACCGGAGGAUGAAAUGGAAAAAGGACCACAAGAUGCCCAACACCAAGGUCCGCUCUGGAACAGGCAGCAACAAUACAAACUCCCAGGCUCUAGCCGGAUCCCAGAGCCGUUCUUCCGGACCACUAUAGCCCAUUCUUUGGCUGUUUGUCUGAUGCAGGCAAUUUGUCCUUCCCCCUUUGCUCCCUGAAUCCCACACUGAAAAGACGGGCCUGACACGCUUGCAACCACCGGAACCUGCACUUUGGGCCGGAAUGUUUUUGGUAUGGGGGGAGAGAGAGAUGUCAUAGCCGCCGUUCUGGCCCUGAUCUGCGCUGAUGUUUCUCACAAUAAUAUGACCUUAUGAUGUAAAAAGGGAUGGCAAGGGAGAUUUCCUUUAUAUAUGAAAAUGAUCAAAACUACCCGAAGAAGAUGAAAGAACUAAGAGAACGUUGCUUUCGCCCGCUUUCCUUCUUUGCCUUCCUCUCUGUACUCGUCCUUUUAUAAUCCUCUCUCUCCCCCCUCUCUCUCUAUUAUCCAUCUCUCUCUCUCUAUUUCAAACUCUUUCUCUCUCCUUCCCUCUGACAGAGCAAAGGGUGGUAGGCUGAAGAUACUGUUCCCAGCGCGUGUGUGGUUCUUUUCCUGUUCCUUUACUAUUCAAGACUUCUUUUAAUUUAAAGAUGUAUCCUCGUUUUCAUCUUUAUUCAUGCCAAAUUCUGCCCCCGUUUGUAAUGUUUAUUUUGUGGGUAUAUAGCAAAAGGGUGAACUGCUCUUCCCAAUACACCACUCCCUACGACAUCCGUACUACUACUACUACACACACACACACCAUCACCACCACCCUCUCCCCCAUUGUCACACUUAAGGCGCACGUGUAAUAUAUUGAACUCUCCUUUGGUCAAGUGAAGCAUUCUUGCACUCCAUACACACUCAUAGAAAAGCCACACGUGCUCGCUUACCUCUAUGUGUCCUUAUAGUACUUUAACAUACAAACCACGAUAUGAUCCAAAGUAACACCAGGCAGUUUGCCGUCUUGCUGUUUAAACUGGUGCUUUUGUUUUGUUAAACGGCGAACUAUAGUUCUUCAUUUUUAGUUCUAGUUCUUUUUGAAUUUAGUGUUGAAAUAUAAAAUGUUGUUGAUGCUGAGAGUGACGAUGAGCGUUUUGUGAUCAGUUGAUUUUUCGUAAUAUGAUGUUGUAUACAAGCAAACAGUGUAACAGGGUUAUUAAAGUGAAAUUAAGUAAUUUCCAUCAACUUACAAAAGACACUAAUGAUCACACCAAAAUCCCGGUACAGAUACUUUAAUGAUGACAGAAACACAGCACUAUACGAUGUACUACCUAUUACCUCAGUUCUGUGUGUGUGUGUGUGUGUGUGUGUGUGUGUGUGUGUGUGUGUGUGUGUGUGUGUGUGUGUGUGUGUGAGAGAGAGAGUGUGCUCGCGCGUGCGUUUGUGUCUCUAUCUAUACGCGCUGGAUCGGACGAUAUCGAUAAGUUUAUUUUUUUAUGUAAUUUUUUUCGCUCGUUUAAUGAAGUGAAAGCUUUCUGAGCUCCUAUAUUUUUAAAAUUGUGUGAAAAUAUAUUAUUAUUAUUAUUAUUAUUAUUAUUAUUAUUAUUAUUAUUAUUAUUAUUAUUAUUACCUGCCAUACAAAAAAUCUUGUGGACAUUUAAAAAGACAAUUCCACAACUGUGCAGCAAAGAGACAUUCAUACAAACAAGUAUCCUCUGCAUGAAAAGUGAUUUAUUUCUUUUUAGAUGCCCCUUUGUUCUUUCUCCGCGCAUUAAAUGCGCGCGCACUUCAUUUUCUCUUUGCCCCUUCCUCGUUUAUUCUUUCACUUUGUGUCUCUUUUUAGAUAUUUUAUUCUAAAAGUGUUAUUUCUUUCCACUGAUGCCAUUUUCUUAACAUUCCAAAGAUCCCUUUCGAUCGUUAUUGAUGAAAUGGUGCUGGUGAACAUGUGUUACAUCCCCCGAUGUGUAUGUUGCUCCGUCCUCUUAUUUGUAAAUAGUCCAUAGACAUUUAAAUAAAUGACUGAAAACGUACCCUUUCUAUCUUAUUAUUAUUACUUGUUAUUUUUCCAUUUUCUAUAUGUAAAA
Molecule: messenger RNA, 2913 nt
Organism: Maylandia zebra (zebra mbuna)
Lineage: Eukaryota; Metazoa; Chordata; Actinopteri; Cichliformes; Cichlidae
Gene: hoxb4a
Product: homeobox B4a
Biological process (GO): anterior/posterior pattern specification; positive regulation of transcription by RNA polymerase II; embryonic skeletal system morphogenesis
Cellular component (GO): nucleus; nucleoplasm
Molecular function (GO): DNA-binding transcription factor activity, RNA polymerase II-specific; RNA polymerase II cis-regulatory region sequence-specific DNA binding
Source: RefSeq, a predicted model, not a curated record